GGAACCGGGGCUGUACCGCAGCGGCAGCGACUCUGGAGCUGUGGAGAGCGGGGGAGGGAAGCGGCAGCGGCGGUGGCGGAAGCUCGGAGGCUCCGGCAGCCAGGGGUCUCUGAUCGCGGCGACCGGCCCGAGGCUGAAAGGGCGGCGGGUGGAGGCGCCCCGAGCGGUUGGCUCAGCAUGUCAGUCAGUGUCCACGAGACCCGCAAGUCGCGGAGCAGCACAGGGUCCAUGAACAUCACGCUCUUCCACAAGGCGUCGCACCCCGACUGCGUGCUCGCCCACCUCAACACACUGCGCAAGCACCGCAUGUUCACCGACGUCACGCUCUGGGCCGGGGACCGCGCCUUCCCCUGCCACCGCGCCGUGCUGGCCGCCUCCAGCCGCUACUUCGAGGCCAUGUUCAGCCACGGCCUGCGUGAGAGCCGGGACGACACGGUCAACUUCCAGGACAACCUGCACCCCGAGGUGCUGGAGCUGCUGCUGGACUUUGCCUACUCGUCCCGCAUCGCCAUCAACGAGGAGAACGCCGAGUCCCUGCUGGAGGCCGGCGACAUGCUGCAGUUCCACGACGUGCGGGACGCCGCCGCCGAGUUCCUGGAGAAGAACCUCUUCCCCUCCAACUGCCUGGGCAUGAUGCUGCUGUCGGACGCCCACCAGUGCCGCCGGCUCUACGAGUUCUCCUGGCGCAUGUGUCUGGUGCACUUCGAGGCAGUGCGGCAGAGCGAGGACUUCAACAGCCUGUCCAAGGACAUGCUGCUGGACCUCAUCUCCAGCGACGAGCUGGAGACGGAGGACGAGCGGGUGGUCUUCGAGGCCAUUCUCCAGUGGGUGAAGCACGACCUCGAGGGCCGGAAGGCCCACCUGCCUGAGCUCCUCCGGAGCGUGCGCCUGGCCCUGCUGCCGUCCGACUGCCUGAAGGAGGCCGUGUCCAGCGAGGCCCUGCUCACGGCGGACGAGCGCACCAAGCUCAUCAUAGACGAGGCGCUCCACUGCAAGACCAAGAUCCUGCAGAACGACGGGGUGGUCACCAGCCCCUGCGCCCGGCCGCGCAAAGCAGGCCACACGCUCCUCAUCCUGGGCGGCCAGACCUUCAUGUGUGACAAGAUCUACCAGGUGGACCACAAGGCCAAGGAGAUCAUCCCGAAGGCAGACCUGCCCAGCCCCCGGAAGGAGUUCAGUGCUUCCGCAAUCGGCUGCAAGGUCUACGUGACUGGGGGCAGAGGCUCCGAAAACGGGGUCUCCAAGGACGUGUGGGUAUAUGACACUGUCCAUGAGGAGUGGUCCAAGGCAGCCCCCAUGCUGAUUGCCCGCUUCGGCCACGGCUCAGCUGAGCUGGAGAACUGUCUGUACGUGGUGGGGGGACACACGUCCCUGGCAGGCGUCUUCCCGGCCUCCCCCUCUGUCUCCCUGAAGCAAGUGGAAAAGUACGACCCCGGUACUAACAAGUGGACAAUGGUAGCUCCGUUGAGAGAUGGCGUCAGCAACGCGGCCGUGGUGAGCGCCAAGCUGAAGCUGUUUGUUUUUGGGGGGACCAGCAUCCACCGGGACAUGGUGUCCAAGGUCCAGUGCUAUGACCCCCUGGAGAACCGGUGGACCAUCAAGGCCGAGUGCCCCCAGCCUUGGCGGUACACGGGCGCUGCCGUGCUGGGCAGCCAGAUCUUUAUCAUGGGAGGUGACACGGAAUUCACGGCCGCCUCCGCUUACCGCUUCGACUGCGAGACCAACCAAUGGACUCGGAUUGGGGACAUGACCGCCAAGCGCAUGUCCUGCCACGCCCUGGCCUCAGGCAACAAGCUGUAUGUGGUGGGGGGCUACUUUGGGACCCAGCGGUGCAAGACCCUGGACUGCUAUGACCCCACUGCGGACACCUGGAGCUGCGUCACCACCGUGCCCUACUCGCUCAUCCCCACGGCCUUUGUCAGCACCUGGAAGCACCUGCCUGCGUGAGGAACCCCCGCAGAGCCAGGCUCUGCAUGUUUCUCCUUGUCCCCAGCUGCAGCCCUCACUGUCACACAGCAGCCCUGUCCCUGCCAGCGCCAGGCCAGCCCUCCAAGAGGCCGGCAGCGUUGGUCUUGGGAGAUGUCCUGAGCUUAGACAAGAGAAGUCAUCUCCAGUGGUGUGUCUGCCUGAGGCUUUUUCCACUGUGCAGUGGUUUGGGGGAGGGGACCUUCCACAGGGCACGCAGUGAUGCCAGGACUCCCUCAGCCUCCAGGAGGAGGACACAUGUGCAGAGCUCGGAGGUCGCAGGUUUCAGUGGGGCCUGGGGGGCCAGACCAGGAAAAGCCUGGCGGGGGCAGCACUGACGGCACAGCUUUGUUCAACUCAGGGCUUCCCUGUGGGCGUUAUGUCACCCGCGAGGACGUCCCAGGCCUCAGGGAAACAGGGUCCAGCAGGACUGAGAGCGGACGUUACCAAGGCCACACUUUAUAAGGGUCAGGACCCGUAGGGUAAUCUCAGUGGCUGCCUUGCCAGCAGAUGACACCCAGACCGUAGGGUUAUAGAGGAAAUCUGUGGGCUCAUCCGUGGAGGUGGGUGACUUUACCACCUCCUACCAGGCCAGCCGUGCCCCAGGUGCAGACACGGAUGUCCUGCCAGUCACACAGCAGGACCCAGGGCCUUGAGAGCCACAUGCUGCUAGACAAGGGUCACCUCCCCUGCACAAGCAGCAGCAAUGACCCCAUGUCCUGAUGGGACCACGCUGGUCUGCAGAGUGUGGCCCUCCCCUUCAAGACAAGCAGCCAGUAGGAGCUGCAGACCCAGAGGGACUCCAAGGUGCCCAGUGCUGGACGCAUCGCGGGGUAGAGGCCAGCAACCAGGUCACGCUCCUGACCCCAACCAGCACCCACUGGUCUCUGGCAUCCUGGCCUUCCCGCUGGUAACUGGAUUUGGCCCCUCUGCCCUGAGCUUACAAAGUGAUCAUGGUCCCAAGAGAACUGCCAGACAUUUGGUUUUUGUUUUUUUUUUUUAACCAUCUAAGUCGUUGGGACCCGCUCAUCAGUCUCUCCCUAGCAUCCGGGGUUCUGGAGAGAUCAGCUCCUCCCAGCAGGCACCCUGACAUCCAAGGUCAGUUUCCAGCUCAUCGCUCGCUCACCCCAGUGUGCCAUUCACUGGAGGUGGGGGGGACCCUUGGGCCUCAGCCAAGACCUGUGGCUCCUGCCUGCCCUCCGUGCAGUGCCACCUGGCUGGUUCCGGGCCAGGCUCCAAAGUGAGGCCACGUCACAAGCCAGCU
Molecule: messenger RNA, 3229 nt
Organism: Artibeus jamaicensis (Jamaican fruit-eating bat)
Lineage: Eukaryota; Metazoa; Chordata; Mammalia; Chiroptera; Phyllostomidae
Gene: KLHL25
Product: kelch like family member 25
Exons: 3
Coding region: 178-1947 (589 amino acids)
Molecular function (GO): protein binding
Source: RefSeq, a predicted model, not a curated record